Messenger RNA from Aricia agestis (brown argus), 1451 nucleotides. Its product is annotated as THAP domain-containing protein 1-like. Bases 369 to 1400 code for a protein of 343 amino acids. The transcript is spliced from 4 exons. The record is from RefSeq and is a predicted model, not a curated record. NCBI's taxonomy places the organism in Eukaryota, Metazoa, Arthropoda, Insecta, Lepidoptera, Lycaenidae.
GUUUGCGCGGUGCUAUUUCUCUGAUUUUAAUUAAACUCGAAUAUUAAAAUAAUAUACAUACAAUUUAAUUAUGUUUUAUUGAAGAUAGUGACAAAAUGCAUCUGCGUUUCUAUAUAAAGUCUACCUAGCGGUAAAUUUUCAAUUACCUACCGCAAUUAUAACCUGUUGUGUUAUUGAAUUUGACAUGGACAGUUUAUGCGGCGCGGCGUUGAUAAAUUAAGAUCUUGUACAUAGAAAUCAUGAACUAGUUCAUUUAAGAAUUGCUCGUGGAGUGAUUAAAUGAAGAACUAAAUGAAUUUUACUUCUCAAGUAACAUUGAAUGCUGCACAAAAGUGGUUUACAUAGCUAUAACAAACGGCUGUUACGUUAUGAAUUUUAAUCAAGGAUUAAAAAUGAAAGAAAAUGAUGAAAUUAAAACAAGAUCCACCCCAGUCGCUAUGGUGGCCCCAGAAUUAAAACAGAACACAGACGUGGAUAGAGAAAUUUCCAAGACCUGUGCAGUCUUAGGGUGUGAAGAAUCCAAAAAUUUAAAUCCAGAUUCAUUUUUCCCAUUUCCGGAAGAUGAUAAUCUUAGACAGAUAUGGACAGACUUGACUGGUCGAAGUAACUGGACGCCCACCGAUUUUUCUUACAUAUGUGUACAACAUUUUUCCGUUGAUUGUUUUGAAUGUAAUGCUGACAAUAAUGUUGUUUUGGUCAGCAAAGCUGUCCCAUCACUGAAGUUGCCAAAACAUGUUUUAGAGGUUGAAUACAUUGAAGAUGAGGCCUUCGACAAUGAUACAGAAGAUGAUGAGGAGAUGGAGUACGAACGGCUCGAGGACUUUGAUGAGAUCAUGGCUGACACCAACGAGACUGAGCAAAAACUGACCAAUGGACUCAACAUCAAUAGAGAAGGACGAAUGAAAACUGUACCAGACAAGGUGGAAACCCUAAGACUCUUUACAGAAGUGCAGAAAAUGCAAAAGACUGCUGUAGUUCUAAAAAAUAAAUUAAAAUCAACAUUAAAAAUCUAUCGCCGCCAGAGCAGAGCUCUGUUGAAAUUGAAGGAAGUCAUCAAGGUUAAGAGAGCCAUUCUGAAUCAGAAACAAAAGAAGAAAGCUAGAAUUUUACUCUCCUUGCAGGAGAAAAUUCAGGAGGAUACUAAUGGCUUAGUGUUAGCCAUGCCGACGAAACAUACAGACGACUUGAAAAACUUUGCCCUCAGCAUUUACAAGUACUCACCACAAGCAUACAUAUACAUUAGGAACAGUCUCAGAACCUUGUUACCGAGUACUGAUGUAUUGGAGACCUGGAUUGCAGCCGGAUGUGAACCAAAGAACAUGCUCACCAAGAGCAACAUGGUCAAAGUCGUAUCGGAACUGACGGAAUCUGAUCUUAUAUGUAGAGUGACUUUACAGUAACAACCUCAGCAUUAAGAACUUUUCUAAUUAUUAAGAAAUAUUUUAAUUAAA